UCCACAUUUUGUUGUUAGUUGCAAGAUUUCCUGCAGCAGAACAUGGAAGUAGCUUUCAUUUGGCUGAACAGUAUUUAAAAAUAUUGGAAAUAGCACUGGCUGAAAAAGGAACACAGCAAAAAAAAAAAAAAAAAAGGCUUGAAGAAGCUUUUAAUUAAAGGUUAUUUUAUACUCCUAGUCUCAGUUUUUAUUCUUUCCAGCUCAACAGUAUGUUAGAAAGCAAUUAGUUAUAGGGGCUCAAGAGACUGAUUUACUAUCUGCUUAUCUGUCAGUAGCACUCUUGGAAAACAGAAUAAGACCAGAUUUGGUGUAAGGGGAGACACGGGCCAAAGAAAGAUCAAGCUUGAAAAUGGACUAAAUCAAACUAAAGGUGGCAAAGGAACAACAAAUCCAGAAGAAGAAAAAAGUAUCACCCAACAAAUCAUAUGAGAGAGGGGGCUGAUAUCAGUUUACCGAGGUAAUCCACCUGGAUAGACUAUUUCUACUUUAUUGUAAGGUUAUAUUAACAGGGUCUUGCAACUCUGGAAGUACUUUUCUCUCCCACCAUGCCUUUACAGACAAAGAAAAUAUGGAGAUUCACUUCUGAGAUGUUUGCCACAUCCACAUUUGUUGUGUGAGCUAAGCUGCCUCUUCUCCAACCGUUCCCUUGGUUACGGCUCUUCUCCCUAAGGUCCUUCCCCCAUUACAAGAAUGUUGAUCCUGCCUUUCCACCGAGGAACAACAACGAAGAUAUGGAGAAAAAGCAAAAAGAAAAGAAAAACCUGGCCAGAAGAUCUGAUGAAGAAAAUAUGGUGGAUCUGUAUUUGUGCCACGGUCAUUGUAGCUUUACUCCCUGUUAGCUGGGAAAUGAUCCUGAAGGAUUCAACGGACGAGUCUAGGUGGCAGCAGUCUUACAACAUGAAAAGUGCCCACAGCUUUACUUCUGACAUCAAACGCCAUUCUGAAGGGACUUUUACCAGCGAUUUUACUGAACAUUUGGACAACAUGAAGGCCAGAGAUUUUGUGCAUUGGCUCAUCAAUGCCAAACGUUACAGUUCUACAAAGCGGUUCAUUAAAGAAAAACCCAUCUUCUUAGGCUAUCCACCUGGCUCUUUCUGGUUGAGGUACAAUUAAAAGGAUAAUAUAGGAAUUGGACAUUCCCAUCUGCACAUCCAGCAAUGAGAACUUUUGCUGAUAUUCUGAUGCUCGUUUUCUGUUGUUUCCAACUCAGUGAAUUACAGAUACUUCUU
Crotalus tigris (Tiger rattlesnake) is the source of this 1229-nucleotide messenger RNA. RefSeq names its product exendin-3-like. Bases 691 to 1113 code for a protein of 140 amino acids. NCBI's taxonomy places the organism in Eukaryota, Metazoa, Chordata, Lepidosauria, Squamata, Viperidae. Gene Ontology annotation, molecular function: glucagon receptor binding; hormone activity. Gene Ontology annotation, cellular component: extracellular region. The record is from RefSeq and is a predicted model, not a curated record. Gene Ontology annotation, biological process: positive regulation of insulin secretion involved in cellular response to glucose stimulus; negative regulation of apoptotic process; adenylate cyclase-modulating G protein-coupled receptor signaling pathway. The transcript has 6 exons.